Aspergillus saccharolyticus JOP 1030-1 is the source of this 795-nucleotide messenger RNA. RefSeq lists its product as uncharacterized. NCBI's taxonomy places the organism in Eukaryota, Fungi, Ascomycota, Eurotiomycetes, Eurotiales, Aspergillaceae. The record is from RefSeq and is a predicted model, not a curated record. The transcript has 2 exons. The coding region runs from base 206 to 673 and encodes 155 amino acids.
GGACCCUGGAUCGAAACCAGGACAUGCUAUAUGAUCUGAUUUUCUUUUUGCUUCUUUCAUGUUCUUCGUACUGGAGUGUUGUCCCUCGAGCUUGUCUGUGUUUCUCGUUUCGGUCUUUUGAGUUUUUCUCUUUUUUUUUUUUAUUUUUUUUUUCUCCUAAAUUCCAUCAAUCGAGAAACUUUCCUUGGCUUUUCGAUCGUCAAUCAUGCAGAGGCUUAGUACCACAUUCUUUCCUGUUUGCACCAUGGACUGCUCAGUGCUGUAUAUAUCAUGCCAGAUCCGUCUAUAUUCUACUCUCCAGCCACACUUCUGUCUCCCUCCCCUAAAACCCAACCACUUUCAACCACGUAUUGAUAAUACGCCCACAAUCUCGGUAAUACGAGUCAUCAAGACCACUUGCACCACCGGCCAAGGCAGAGCAGUACUGCGGAUCCCAACACGGGAAACUCCUAGGAUUGCUUUCAGUCAUCCGCUCCAUAAACCACAGAGAGUGAGACCCAAUAGUGAUGGUAUCCGAAAUGCUACAGCAGCCUUACAAACUGUUCAUCAGUCGAUCGGAAAUCCCAAGUCGCUGAGCCAGCCUGUGCUACCGGCUCGAGAUCCGUCUUGGCUAUCAGCGAAGCCAUUCAGCCAAUCGAGGAGAGGAUCGGCUUGCUUUGCAAAUCUUGAUUGAUAUUGAUUACAAGAGCAUGGUCAUCAGCUAUACUGCGAUAAUGGGACAAGAAAGGACAGAAUACAUGGUAGAUGAUUUUCGCAUUAUAGAGACAAGAUUAGAGUUAAUCCAUCGGACAUCAU